Messenger RNA from Ipomoea nil (Japanese morning glory), 2406 nucleotides. RefSeq names its product serine/threonine protein phosphatase 2A 59 kDa regulatory subunit B' gamma isoform-like. Gene Ontology annotation, molecular function: protein phosphatase regulator activity. The transcript is spliced from 2 exons. The record is from RefSeq and is a predicted model, not a curated record. Gene Ontology annotation, cellular component: protein phosphatase type 2A complex. NCBI's taxonomy places the organism in Eukaryota, Viridiplantae, Streptophyta, Magnoliopsida, Solanales, Convolvulaceae. Bases 341 to 2017 code for a protein of 558 amino acids. Gene Ontology annotation, biological process: signal transduction.
AAAAUUAUUAAAUUAGGGUUUUUUUGGACAAAUUCCCAAGGCCCAAUUUAUCAAUCGUCUCUUAUCGCUGAAACGGGAGAAAACCAAGUAGCGAAAACCGUAAUUCUUCUGACCCAAAGUUUGAAUUUACAGUGCUUCUUCGAGGUAUGGCCUUGUAAUCUUGCUUUGUUCUAAUUUCAUACUUUCUUGUGUCGCCAUAGCUGGACUCCCCUUGAGAAUGUAUUCGUUCUGGGUUCCUAUUUCAAGUUGAAAGGUGGAAACUUUUAGUCACUCUGGUCUGUGUUGUAAUUUAGGGUUUCUGUGAUUCUGUUAGUCAGGUUUAGGCUGGGUUUUGUCGGAUAUGAUUAAGCAGAUAUUCGGCAAGCUUCCAAGGAAGCCCUCGUCUAAAUCAUCGUCUUAUGGUGACUCGAAUAACAGUGAGGUUUCAGCAUUAUCAUCAGCUAAUGUGAAUUCAAAUAGCUAUGGUAUUGUUGCAAAUGGAAACAACUCAAAGGGUAAUGCAAAUUUGGGUAAAUCGGCAAAUUCGAGUAGUUCUGCUCCGGCUCGGUCUGCUAGUAAUGGGAAUUAUGCCCCAUUGAAGUCAAAUCAGGGGAAGAAGACGGGGCAUGAUGCUCAAAUGGGUCCUGUUGCUAUGAACUUAGUGUCUCCUUAUGAGGCCCUUCCAAGCUUUAGAGAUGUUCCCAACUCUGAAAAGCAGAAUCUUCUGGUUAAGAAGUUGAAUAUGUGUUGUGUGGUAUUCGAUUUCAGUGACCCUACAAAGAAUCUGAAGGAGAAGGAUGUAAAGAGGCAGACAUUGCUUGAACUGGUUGACUAUAUCUCAUCUGUAAAUUCAAAGUUCAAUGAGGUUACAAUGCAGGAAAUUACGAAGAUGGUGGCUGUCAAUUUAUUUAGGACGUUUCACUCACCUAAUCUUGAUAAUAAGCUGCCAGAUUUGUUUGACCCAGAAGAGGAGGAACCUGCUAUGGAACCCAUGUGGCCCCAUAUUCAGAUUGUCUACGAGAUACUUUUGAGAUUCGUGGCUUCACCUGAGAUGGAUGCUAAGCUUGCAAAAAGAUACAUUGACCAUUCAUUUGUUUUGAGAUUGCUUGACCUCUUUGACUCAGAAGACCAAAGAGAGAGGGAGUACUUGAAGACAAUUCUUCACCGUAUAUAUGGGAAGUUCAUGGUGCAUAGGCCUUUUAUCAGGAAAGCUAUCAAUCAUAUCUUUUACCGCUUUAUUUUUGAGACUGAGAAACAUAAUGGGAUUGCAGAGCUACUGGAAAUUUUGGGCAGUAUAAUCAAUGGAUUUGCCUUGCCCCUCAAGGAAGAGCACAAACUCUUCCUUGUGCGAGCAUUAAUUCCUCUUCACAAACCUAAAUGCGUAUCCAUCUACCACCCACAACUUUCUUAUUGCAUUACCCAGUUCGUGGAGAAAGACUACAAGUUGGCUGACACUGUGAUUAGAGGUCUUUUGAAGUAUUGGCCUUUAACUAAUAGUGGCAAGGAGGUAAUGUUUCUUGGUGAGUUGGAGGAAGUUCUUGAAGCAACCCAGGCUGCUGAAUUUCAACGUUGCAUGGUCCCUCUCACACGACAGAUUGGUCGCUGCCUCAGCAGCUCACAUUUUCAGGUGGCAGAACGUGCAUUGUUCAUAUGGAAUAAUGAUCAUAUAAGAAAUCUGAUUCUUCAGAACCGUGAAGUGAUAUUACCCAUUGUUUUUCCAUACUUGGAGAAAAACACCAGGGGUCAUUGGAAUCAAGCUGUUCAAAGCCUGACUUUGAAUGUAAGGAAGAUCUUCGCAGAUGCCGAUCCGAUGCUGUUUGAACAGUGUUUAUCAUGUUUUGAAGAGGACGAAAACCGAAAGGAGGAGAGACAGAAGAGGCGGGAAUCAAUCUGGAACCAAUUAGAAAACGUAGCAGCGUCCAAUGCUGCCGUGAGCCACGAAGGUGUCCUCGUUGCUCGGUUUGCCUCUUCCGUCGCCAUUGCCACCAGCACUAAUCCACGGACACCUGUGGCACCCGAGGACAGCACGUCCCACUGACUUCUCCAAAUUAAAGCCAUUUCCAGCGCGAGUUGUAGAACCGGAGAUUUUGACCCCAAGAACCGUAAUGCGUUACUUGGCGCCAACAUCCCCGGAAACAGACAGAUGGAGGGAUAAUGAAGAAUGGAGAUUAAGGUCAGCUUCUGUUGAUACCAAGUUGCUUGUCUGAUUUAUAUUUUGGGUUGGGGGAGGGUGGGGGCUGGAUCAUCUUUUCAUCGCCGGCCAUGGGCUUCUUCUGUACCAUAAAAAAACAAUCCUUGGUUGCAGAGAUAAUUUCUCUUGUGACCUCUAUCUUGAUAAAUAUUAUUCGGUUUUGUGACAAAACCAAAUAUUCCUUUCUGUAUUUCAGCUUUAUUUCAUUUCUAUGGGGAAGAAAUUUAUCUACUCCA